ACAGAUGUAGCCCUACCUCCAGCUGCUCAUCUGGGAGCAUCUCUGACUACUGGCCACUUAUUUCGUCGUUUGACUUGCAUUUUAGACUUUAACUCUUGCAGGAGAAAUACAGUCGGAGUUGUCCCCCGGAUCGUGGGAUGUGAGCUGUUGUUGUGUCUGUGGGUGACGGAGGGGGGACGGGGGGCGCUCUGCUCUGCUCUGCUCUGCUCGGCUCGGCUCUGCUCUGCUCAGUGCAGGACGCAGGAGACAGUCGCUCUCCAAGGUGCUGAAAGUGGGAGCGCUCCCUCCUCAGUCUCGGCUAUACUGACGAUGAAUGCGACCUCUGCCGAGAACCCGCAAAUCAAACAAUGACUGGCUUCAACCCCGCUCGCUUUCAUUUUUCAUACUCUAACUUCUACCCUUCUGGAUUUGUAUUUUUCAUACAGCCGCUGGAUGUACACACGCAUGCAACAAGACUGACUGCAGCUUUCUAACAUUCACCUGCGUCGUUGGGAAAUAUUGAAUUGACUCCGGAUUCUCAGGGAACGCUACAGAGGAUUUUUUUUUCUGGCUGGUUUUCUCGGGCUCUGUCUCCGUACUGCAUGCUUCUGGACGUGAACUGUUUGUCUCAAAAAAAUAAAUAAAUAAAAAAGGUGAGUCCGACGAGGAUGAAUCAUGAAGCAGACCUACUUUUACGCGGAUAUCGUUUUCUUUCCACUGGAAAGGGGGAACCAUAUCUCCAAAAGGCUGGUGUUUAAUUGCUUUUAAAGCCAUCAUCACGACCGGGAGGGAGGAUUAUAGUGUCUCGUGGAGUCUGGUGUAUUUACCCUGUGGAUAAAGUGAAGUUUCCAAUAGGCUAGGCGACUAUCUUUAAUCUGCUCUAGCCAAUCUAUCUGUCGGGCUCCCUGGCUUCACACUAAGUGGAUAUCAAGCUAUUUCAACGCGCCCAUUUCCUCAUGAUGCUGAUAAUGAAGCGCAGGACGGAUCCGGAGAGGAUACCGGGAGCCUAGGGAUGACAUCCACACAAUCUCGUUGAAUGUGGAUAUCGAUGCCGCGGCGAAGGAUGGGCCCUCUCCUGUCGGCCGCCUUCGCCCUCCUGCUGGCCCUGAGCUCCGUGUGUCCGGCCUCGGUGGGGAACCCCGAGGAUUACACCGCGGACGAGGCGGAGCGGACCGCCGGUGAAAACAUCGUCUUCGAUGACUACCGGGGGAAAGGAUGCGUGGACGACAGUGGCUUCGUCUACAAACUCGGGGAGCGGUUCUACCCGGGACACUCGAACUGUCCGUGCGUGUGCACGGAGGACGGGCCCGUGUGCGACCAGCCCGAGUGCCCCAAACUGCACCCUAAGUGCACCAAAGUGGAGCACAAUGGAUGCUGCCCCGAGUGCAAGGAGGUUAAAAACUUUUGCGAGUACCGGGGGAAAACAUACAAAAUACUGGAAGAAUUCAAGGUGUUUCACCUACAGGGUUCCCCAUCAGAUGAGGAAGGGACCAGUCCGCCCAGCAUGGCUGCCGGCGUCCCUCUGGCCCCAGCGCAGCUGCAAUCAAGAACCAGGAGAUAUAGGCCGUCACCCUGUGAAUGGUGCCGCUGCGAACCAAAUAAUGAGGUGCACUGUGUGGUGUCCGACUGCGCCGUCCCAGAGUGUGUCAACCCUGUGUACGAGCCGGAGCAAUGCUGCCCCAUCUGUAAAAACGGUCCAAAUUGCUUUGCUGGAACAACGAUCAUCCCAGCCGGAAUUGAAGUAAAGGUGGACGACUGCACCAUCUGCCGCUGCCACAACGGAGACUGGUGGAAGCCGGCGCAGUGCUUGCGGCGGGAGUGCCUCAACGGCCAGACGUUGUCAUAGAGAGACUCCACUGGGGAUGGUGGAAAAGCUCAGGCAAGGCCCUGCCUACUGCACCAUUUUGUAUGAUUGACAGGGCAGGAGCACAAUUCCUAAGCAACCUGAGACAGCAUAGCAUCGACGAGAUGCUCUCACAAGCUUCACACAAACACAAAUUUAGCCACCGAGAAGAUGAUGGAACUUGUCUCAAGGCUGUUUCCACCCUCCAGUUUUAAUUGUCCUAUAUAUUUUCAGAAGUUGACUUGCUUGACUCGCUGCUCUCACACACAAAGUUUCUAAGCUCCUUGAACUCUUUCCUAACCAUUAGCAAUGUUGAAUUGCUCAUGUUGAUUUCUGUAUGUAUGCCAUCUGCUUGUUGUACUCGUCUGUCACAAUCACGCAGGUGUUGUAAUAUUCCAACAGCAGGAAAAACAAACCGUAAGCACACUUAACGGCACUUUUUCUUUCUGUCAUACGAGGAUUGAUGACGGUGAAAGCACUGCAGAGGUGUGCUCGAGUUUCACGACUUCACUCUAAGAGCUUGUUUACAAGAUGCACAUCACACAUAAAUGUUUGUGUCUUCAUAAGACUUUAAGACUUUUUAUCGCUAUGGCAGGAACUCACCUCUAACACUUAGAUGAUGCUACUGUCAAUUUUAUAAACUGCUAUAAAAUGCCAAAACGCUGAUUUUAUUGAUCAACACACCAUGGCUGAGUCAUGUUUCUGUAUAGUAGCAGCACAGGCAGGGGAAGCUGGUGCUGUAGAGAGAGGAAAGGCAGGAACAGUGGCAGCAAGCAGCUAUGAGAGGGGUAGAUGUAAAAUUCUGCAACACUGAAUCAAAACAACAACUUUGGGCAGCCUCUUCCGGCUUAAUUGUCGUUAUUGUUUUCUCUCAGAGGUCCAUAUCCUCCGAAAUAUUCCCGCUAACUAACUGCUUGAACUUGUUAUCAAAGCAAUUAGCGAGCCAAGAGCAGCCUGCUUUAAUUUCCCUUAAUCAAGGAGUAUUCUGUGAUAAAUCAUCCAGCUGGGUGCUUGGCGCUGCCACAGCCUGCAUGCUGGGCACACGCCACGAGAACCAGCAGACAAAGGGAGGAAUUCUGCAUAUGUCUGAAUGCUUUUAAGCAGCAUUCACGUGCACAUUGUCCAUGUGAGCAUACACAAGCACCCCAUUCAUCCACAAUCUCACAGCCUCAGGAUGUUGAUCGGCACCCAGUGAAGCACUUAAACCUUAAGGCUUGUUAAGAUACAAAGCUGUCACAUUAUCCCACUGUUAUAGAUUAUGUAAUAGAUUUUCAGCUCGUCCCCUCCCUGAUAUGUUUAGAGCAGCUCUUUGGAUGUGGUGCGGCUGUAUAGUCAGGGCUAUAACAUAGAGACAAGCUAAUGUAUUGCCUUGAUAUUUUCCCAGAGCAGAGUGGUCCUCAAGUGGUCCAGUCUGAAAGAAAAAGCACCCAAACAGGGCCCAAAACACGAUAUUUUUGAGAUGAUAAAUACCAGUCAUUAAUUCAAAGGUGAAUUCCAGUAAGCUUGUGCCAUUCAUCACCGGAAUUUUUUCCAUUUCCAGAAAAUCCGUUCCUGUUAACCUUUUAGACCCUAUUCCUGGGUGGUGAUGGAUGGGCUGCUUAAUAGCAGCUCCCAGCACUCUGUAAUGAGACAGAAAUGAAUAUAGGAUAAAGACCAAUGACUAAAGAGGUAUAUUACCGUAAAAGGCACUAAAACUAAUUUUUGGAAGGAUCUCAUAGUGCGCAGUAUAUUCCAAAGCUGCAGCACAUGGUUGAUGGAGGAAUUACAAAACUGAAAGAGAGUGGGUGGGGUUCAAUCCUAGGUGCAACAAUGGAGCCGGGGUCAUUUUCAUCAUUAAGCUACAGUGAUUUAGUGUCUCUCAGUGUGAAAAGACAGUCCUCAUCUAUCUGGCUUGAGGUCCGCAGACUCAUAAAACAAAACUGACAUCUACGGUUUAUCAAUCACAGCCUCCGUGCUCCAGACAUUUUAGGAUUAAUAAAAGAGCUUCAUUCAUCUUAAUUACUUCAGAUGCCAAAUAAUUAUUCAGGCUGCACAUGUAUCCAAAAAUAUAUUGGAAUUACUUUACUGGGUAGCAAAGACUGAAGUGAGUGUGCCAGGGCUCAGAGGCAUUGCUGCCGCCACAGAUGCCUUAUUGCUACUGUUCCAGAUAAGAUCCACAAAGCAUGGCCUUUGGCUUCACACAGUAUGAACAGCCAAGUCUGCGUUAAGUGCUACUUUCUUUGCACUCCUCAGCGCAAUGGUUUAACAUUAUGGAUUACCCAGAACUAGUUAUUAUUUUACCCUUUGACAUUCCUCUAAAAACUGGGGUGAAUUAGUGGUACAAAGGCAAGCAAGGACACGGAGAGUUCAGUCACGGCUAAAAAUGCAGGAUUGAAUUCACACAUCUAGAAAUACACUGGUUUUUUUUAUAGGAGUAAGAGGAGAAGCAGCAAAAAUGGCAGAGGGAGAAGUAUCAAGGCAAUUUGAUCCAAAUGACAAUGUGACAUUGCAACUCAUUUUCGUGUUUGGUUGUUCUGAUUCAGUUUCCUUCCACGCCUCCGAGGUGCACUGCAUUUGUUAUACUAAACUGGGGUGCCAUGGCUGCUCGUCUCCUUAAUUUGCAUGCUACAAGCUGCUGCUAAGAGUGAAGGUAGGAGUGCAGAGGGUGACGUAGAGUCAAACCAUCCAGACCAACCAGUUUUUUCUCUUGCCAGGUCAGGCAAAUGGGUCAGAAUUCUACUUGCCCAAAGUCAAUUUAUAUUCACCCUUAAACAAAUUGUUGUAUUUAUUAGCAGUUAUCAAAUAACAACAGAUUAAAAGUGCCAUGUUUAAUCUUUAUUUAAGGAAAUGAAUCAGAAUUUUAACUCCUUUGUCCAAGAUAAUCGAAAUGUGUGCUUGUGCUUCACUCAUAAAACUUGUCUUUACUUGCCGCCAUUUUUGUUGUGAGUGCCCAAUUAAUAUGGGGCAUUUGCAGCUUUCAGCAGACAUGAGAAGGCUAGGAAAUGUGCUACAUAAUUCUUUUCGUUUGCUACUUAAUUCUUUUUUUUUUUACAACGUGCCUGUUUGGGCAAGUGAGUUGCUAAUUUACUGGCCUAGUGUGGCAUUUUCCUCGUCCAGGGCAAUUCUUAUUGUUGAGCCCUGCCAAGAUCAUGCUCAAUUGUCCCUGCAUACAUACAGUAAGGAGCUGAGUUGUGAUCUAGGCUGCUGGUGGGAAGCAAAAAAGAGACAUAAAAUUAAACAAGCAAAUUAUAUAUUCAAAGCAGCGAGUACAGUCAAAGAAAACUGGAGGAAUUGUUCUUCACCCCAGUAAGGGAGAUAUAGGCAAACAGACAGACUGUACUGGUGCACAUGUUGCUCUCCACUGUAAGUGGGUUGACUGCUUGAAAAUUACUUUUAUAUUUGUCAUUGACAACUAAACCGGAUGAAUUAGGCUCCACAUGGAUUAACAUAUAGUAGUUUCCUAUGUGUGUCGUUUGAAAGAAUGGGCUGUGUUUAAAAACACAAUAAAAAAAAAAAGGCAUUUCACAGAGAGCCUCCGCCUGGGUGAACCGGGGGGAAAUUACAUUUCUCCUUGCAAAUACGUGAAGCUGCACAGUUUCAAGGACAGGCCAGCAGCACAGUCUGUCUUUGUUCAUUUUCUGCCAAGAAACUUGAGUCUUUACGUCUGUCUCUAAAUGUCUAUUCAGAUUACCUCCAUCUGUCCUCCGAUCAUUCAGACCGCAGGCUUGUACAUGGGCAUUUUGUAAAGGUAUACCAUUCGCUCUUUCCAUGAGACACCGAUUUACUGUAGCUGGAAACUAUGGAAGAUCUUUCCUUUUUGUCACUUUUUUUUUUCAGCAACAAAACUGUUACAUAAAGUGUGCCUGAAAACCAACAGAGUACUAUCUGGAAUAUGAAGAGAGAAACACUGUUAUUAUACAAUCAAUUGUAUUAGUUUUUGGGGCACCAAGGGUCUGUUCAUGCGUGGCUCCAAAGUAGGAGGGUGUCAUUUCUAUAACAAAUUUGAAAUUUGUUUAAAAUUAAGAGCAUCUUUGAUUGUAUAUGAACACAUGCUCGCACAGGUUCACCCUACGCUGUACAAGAGAUAAAAGGUCCACAUUUUUAAGAAUUAAACAGCCCUUGGUGUUCCCCAUGUUGUUCAUAUGUAAAUAUCUUCAAACGUAUAAUGUGUAUUCUGAAAUCUGAGGUGGAGUAAAACACAACAAAAAAAAGACAUAAGAAAUGAGGAAAUGUGUAUUAUUCAUCCAGACAAAAACUAUUUUGUUAAAUAGACUUGAAAAGUGUUAUUCGGCAAA
Messenger RNA from Epinephelus lanceolatus (giant grouper), 6096 nucleotides. It is a transcript of the gene vwc2l, whose product is annotated as von Willebrand factor C domain containing 2 like. The record is from RefSeq and is a predicted model, not a curated record. NCBI's taxonomy places the organism in Eukaryota, Metazoa, Chordata, Actinopteri, Perciformes, Serranidae. Gene Ontology annotation, molecular function: protein binding. Gene Ontology annotation, biological process: negative regulation of BMP signaling pathway. Gene Ontology annotation, cellular component: AMPA glutamate receptor complex.